AUGGAGGAAGCACAUGUUGUAUAUGAUCAUUUCAAGGAAGGGGAACAAUUAUCUAUUGUGUCUCAGGAAUCUUUAGCAAGGAUUUGUAUCCUAGCCCUUUGGAUACACCGAAGUCCCCAACAAAGGCAAAAAUGGAAUAAGGUUUGCAAGAUUAUUAAUCUCUCAAGCAAAUAUAUCGAAUAUGACGUUGAUAUAAGAUGGAAUUCCACUUUCCGAAUUCUUGUGAUCCCAAUCUACUAUAAACUUUAUGAUUUACUCGAUGAGGCAUCCGAGCGCAAGGAGAGAUUCCUAGAUCUUGACGAAGAUAUAUCAUUGGCUGUGAAGGAAGGUAUAAAGAAGUAUAAAAAGUACUAUACCUUUAUGGAUGCUUCUGAUACAUACUACACUGCCCUUAUCUUGGAUCCUCGCGUCAAAGGUGAUCUCCUCCUCGACGAACUGGAAGAUGAAGCUACUAGGAGGGAGAUCCUUAAAGCUCUCCAUGAUAACCUCCACCGUGAUUAUUCAGUUGCGACUAUGGGAUCAAGCUUAACUAUAGGACAAUCCCUACUAGAGUACAACACUAACUAUAAUGAUGUAGAGUCCCGGUUACUAAAGAGGUUACAGCCACUCAAUCAACCUCUACUUUCUGAUAUUGAUCACUAUCUUAUCAGCCCUCAGGUCAAUAUAAAUAACUAA
Molecule: messenger RNA, 675 nt
Organism: Talaromyces stipitatus ATCC 10500
Lineage: Eukaryota; Fungi; Ascomycota; Eurotiomycetes; Eurotiales; Trichocomaceae
Exons: 2
Coding region: 1-675 (224 amino acids)
Source: RefSeq, a predicted model, not a curated record